Messenger RNA from Anarrhichthys ocellatus (wolf-eel), 4495 nucleotides. RefSeq names its product E3 ubiquitin/ISG15 ligase TRIM25-like. The transcript is spliced from 9 exons. Gene Ontology annotation, molecular function: protein binding. The record is from RefSeq and is a predicted model, not a curated record. The coding region runs from base 77 to 1915 and encodes 612 amino acids. NCBI's taxonomy places the organism in Eukaryota, Metazoa, Chordata, Actinopteri, Perciformes, Anarhichadidae.
GUCAGAAGAAGUCAUCAACAACAGCGGAGUCAACAGCCGGGACCAGGAGAGUCCAGCCCGAGGGUCAGAGGAGACCAUGGCCCAGGCGAACAUCUCCGUGACGGAGAGCCAGUUCAGGUGUCCCGUCUGCCUGGACAUCCUGAAGGACCCGGUGUCCACCCCCUGCGGACACACCUACUGCAUGUUGUGCAUCAACAACUACUGGGACCAGGCGGACUCAGCCCACUUCAGCUGCCCCCAGUGCCGCGAGACGUUCAGCCCGCGGCCGGUGCUGCGGAGGAACACGGUGCUCGCGGAGGUCGUCGGCAAGCUCAAGCUGAGCGACGCGCUCACGGCGCCGGAGCUCUACCUCGGGGGAGUCGGGGAGGUGCCGUGCGACUUCUGCCCGCCGGAGAGCGAGCUGCGGGCGGUCAAGUCGUGUCUGGUUUGCCUGGCGUCCUUCUGCGAGCUCCACGUCCUGCCGCACCGGGAGGUCGGCACGCUGCGGCGGCACAAGCUGGUGGCCGCGGUGGAGUCCCUGGCGGAGCGGCUGUGCGCGCAGCACCGCCUGGGUCUGGAGCCCGCGGGUGGGGUCGGCUCCGAGGCCGAGGCGGAGUGGAGCGGGGACUGCCUGCUGUGCGAGGCGGACCAGGAGGAGGUGCACAACGUGGACGCGCAGAGAGCCAGGAGACAGCUUCAGCUCCAGGAGUCUCAGAGGAGGGUUCAAGGGAGGACGCGGAGCGGAGUGAGAGAGCUGGAGGAGUUUCAACAAAGCCUGGAGUCCCUGAAGGUGUCGGCGUCGACUGUCUUGGAGGACAGUGAAGCUCUGUUUGCAGACAUGGCUCUCCGUCUGGAGAAAACCAAGGCAGAGGUUCGAGCGCGGCUGGAGGCGAAGGAGCGAGCGGUGGUCGGGAGGGCCGAACGAGACAUAGAGGUGCUGGAGAAAGACCUGGAGGAGCUGAGGAGGAGGGACGAGGAGAUCAGCCGGCUCCUGCAAACGGAGGACAACGCCCAUUUCUUACAGGCGGCUCCUCUGCUAUGCGUCCCUCUCACCGCCGGUCGGCACUCCCGAGCCCUCAGCCUGCCCACGGAGGGGUUCGGCGGCGCCAGGAGAGCCCUGUGCCACCUCCGCAGCCGCAUGGAGGAGGUCUGCAGGGAGGAGGUGGACAAGAUCAGCCGCGCAGUCAAUGAAAACUACGUGUCCGGUGGAGAGUGUGCAAAAGGUGGCAGUAAUGUCAGUGCGGAGAACUCCAAACCGCCCCAAAUACAACCAAGACUAUCAGCAGGGCAGCAAGUCACAUGGGCAGUGCCCGUGUCGUUCCCUCUGUCCUCGUUGUCUCUGCAGCCGGCUGAUCAGAGGAUGAGAGCGGCUUUCCUCAGGUGUUCAUGUCGUCUCUCCUUGGACCCUGAUACGGCCCACCCCACUCUGGUUCUCCUGGAGGGGCCCCAGGGUGCCCACUGUGGCGAGGAGCCCCAAUCCUACCCCCCAGUCCAACAGCGCUUCGAUUCGGUGGCCCAGGUCCUGUGCAGGGAGGGCCAGUUCGGCGGCGCCAGCUACUGGGAGGUGGAGUGGAGGGGCGGCGGCUGGGUCGACAUCGGCGUCACCUACAGAGGCAUCGGACGCAAAGGCGGCGGGAAACCCUGCCUGCUGGGGCGCAACGACAACUCCUGGCGGCUAAGGUGCACGCACGCGGGAUACGCCGCCUGGCACGACAACCGCAAGACCACGGUGGCCGCGCCGCCUUGCCCCAGAAUCGCCGUGUUCCUGGAGCGCCAGAAAGGAGCGCUGUCCUUCUACAGCGUGUCGGACAGCGUGGUGCUCCUGCACACCUUCCGCUGCCCGUUCUCUCAGCCGCUGUACCCGGCCUUCCGCCUGGACCUGGACUCCACGCUGCUCAUCUGCCCCCAUGAAGGAGGCAAUGGGAACCCGACUUGACCUCACCCAGGACCCCUUUACUGUACCUACUGCAGGAAAAGGGCUGUUUUAAUAUAAACACGGAAAACAAUACUACCGAAGAGGUUUCUGGUGAAGAAGCAACGACAUCAGGAUGAAGCAUCACAAUAAGGAAUCAAACCGUCUUUUUGCAUAAUCUCUCCUUUUUAGGGUUUUAAAUAUUUCCUUUCAGUUGUAAAACACUUUUUUUUUUUUUUUUUUUUAGAAUUUUUAGAAAUAGAGUCGUUUGAAUUUUCACAAAAUGCUUUUCUUUGUGACUUCAGUGGUAGGAAAAGCACAAGUGUUACUCAUGGAGUUGCUUGUUAUAAUGCGGCUCAGCGGUGCACUAAAGUGUGUUCCUGAAAACGUUUAAAAUUAGAAAUAGGCAACGCAGUAACAGAAUAUUGAUUCGUAUUUGAUCAGCGCUGCUUAAUUUGCAUAAAGUCAAGUCACGAUUCUGCAAAUUCAGAUUCAGCGAAUGGUCAGUCACCUCGCCGAGGCCGUACCUCAUGUCUAAACGUAAUUUUCCGCUAUUAUUUAUUUUAUUAUUUACACUUGUGCUUUUCUUACUGUGACAUGUCAAAGUGUUGAUGGGGGGGUUAGGAGGCCUGUUACACACAGAUGGAUAGAAACAUCAAAAAACACGCUUUUUUUUUUAUGGUUUAAAAUCCGAAAAAUACAAAAUAUUCUAUUUGCCAAUCAACAAGUAUGUGGGGGAUCUGAAUCAACGAUACAAAGACACUGAAAGGUAUUCAGCCCUUGUUUUAUUUUUUGUACAAAGUUUCUUUUUGUACAUUGAACAAUUUUUUUUAUUGAGCUCCCUAAACUGAAUAUUUAGUACCUGCGACUACUUGAAUAUGGACAGCAGUAGAUUUUAGAUUUCUGUGUGACCAGGGAGACCUCACUCACUCUUUCAUGGUGGAAAUGUUACCUGCAAAAGAUUUAGACCGUUUAAAGGCCAAGUUGUAGCGGAUGUUUGUUUAUCGAGGUCAUUUUUCUUUCCAUGUAGCUGAGUUUUUGUGGUCUUUAGAGUAGAACACCAUGAAUUUAAGGAGACGUUUAAGAUUUGGGAAAUAUGCUGACUUGCUUUCUUGCCGAGAAGACUGAUACGACUUUACUGUCUGCACCGAACGUAACAAACUCCACCUUCCUCGGAUCAUAGAAACGAGAUAUAGCGUGUCAGCCAGAGAGCUUUAGAGGCGCUGGUACCCGGAUUUUGUUACCUUUGGACAGAGCUAGGCCAGUUUUUUCAGUCUUUGUGCUAAGCUAAGCUAACCAGCUGCCGGCGGGCGGUUUAGUCUUUACUGUAAAUUAUAAUUAGUCCGGCUUUGUUGUCCUCACGCCUACCAGUUAUUUAUAUUUCUUUGUAAGUUCAUUGUGUGCACAUACUCGACCAAUGAAGGCGAUUCUGUUUCUUCUCAUCCAACUCUUGGCAAGAACGUGAAGCGUUCUUCCCAAACAGACGUUCACAUCGCAGGUUAAAAUGUCUGUUUUGUGAUUUUUUUAAAAUUGUUUUUCCAAGGACUAUCAUAUCUGUGUCAGUAUGUAAUUAACGAUCACUAACAAUAUAUGAUUACAUAUUUGAAAUGCACAUCGUUGGUUCUCCACUAUGCUAAUGCUGCGUCAGGAAAACCGCACAAUCUGGAGACUUUGCAUGCUUUUCAAAUCCGAUCCCAUUAUUGUCUCAUAUCUAAGCACGUCCAGUCUUAUUAUAACGUCAUAUUAUCCACUCAGUCAAGGUUAGAUUUGAAGGAAUGUGACUUGCUGCAGCUUUAAGACUGUUCGCAUGGAUUAGAGAACGUCAAGACGGGAAAACGUACAUCAGAAGAACUUCAACAUUUAACUGUCUCCUCUUUGAUCGUAGCAUUUUGAAGGAACGAGGAGCCUCUUCCAUCUGAACGGACGCCUUUCUGUAGCCACAGGUUUUGUUUUGAUUAUGGGAUGGUGUUUGCUUUGCCUGAUUGUAGUUUGUGAGUGGCGCUGAUCCCAACGUUUGACGCCUUUAGACCAAAGGUCUAACUAAGGAACAACUAUUUAAAUUCCAGAGACAGAACCACACGGGUGCAUUGAAUCUAAUUAUUAACUUUGUGAAACUGUUUUUCGAGGGAACGUUCAAGGAUCAUUUGUUGUCAUUAUGCAACAUAGGGAGGCACAACUAAAUUCAGUUGUAACACAACAAACACAUGACGAACAAAUCAAAAACAGUUGUAAAUUCCUGUAGUACAUUUAUUAAAUUUGCAUCAUAAGGAAUAAAACAGCAGAAACAAAAACAAUCCUCUGGUCUGAUAAUGUGGUCAAUAUCUUCACACUAAAAACUCAACAUGGAAAACAUUUCUGAAUUUUCCAGCCUGAUCUAAUCUGGCAGGUCCAUCUAAAGUAAGAACAAACCAUGAAGUGCUUUAUUCCACAACCUGUAGCGCUUUAACAUGAACUGCUGCUCUGUAAAGCUUUCUCUUGUAGCAUUUUCUUCAUCUGUGCUUCAGUUCCUUAAAGUGAGUGUAAAGUAUGUUGUAAUUGUCUGAGUGUUGUCUUUUCCAAGAUGCGUUCGCUCCAUCUUGGCUCGCAAUAAACCGAUCCAAGGGG